CGUGGAGAUGGGGGAGAGCGGCUGCCGUGCCUAACACUGCGUAUUGCUGUCUGUGUGUGCAGGAGCUGGGAUGGAGGGAGAGGACCAGGAGAGGAAGAGGAAGGUGGAAGCCGGCAAAGCUAAGCUUGCCCAGUUCCGACAACGGAAGGGGCAAUCCGACAGCCAGAAUUCAUCAAAAAAGUCCAAGAAAAAGAAAAGCUCACCAGGCUCCAAAUAUCGCGAACAACCGGAGCAUGCUCCAGAUGCUAGCUUAUCGCAGAGUGAUGAGGCUCCCUCCCAGAGUGCCACAAGUGGAGCAGCUGCCACUGCCGAAUUCACCAUUAUGAGAACUGUGCCGCAUGGUGAAAUUAUUAAACAUGACCAGACUUACACUAUAGAACCUGAAAGUGAAAUUUCAACUACAGCUGAUGAUUAUAGCUCCGAGGUAAUGAGUGACAAUUUUCUGCUGACCGCAAACCCAGCAUCAGACCUAGAGAGGGAGGAAGAAUUCGGUGUCCGGGAAACCUUCUCCGAGCAUGGUACACAGAGCUCUCAGACACGACUCGAGGUGAUGGAGGAUGAGCUAGCUGGAAAGCAACAAGAAAUCGAGGAGCUGAACAGAGAGCUGGAGGAAAUGCGGGCAGCUUACGGCACAGAAGGAUUGCAACAGCUUCAGGAGUUUGAAAUGGCGGUAAAACAAAGAGAUGGCAUCAUUACCCAGCUUACUACCAAUCUCCAACAAGCCAGGAGGGAAAAAGACGAUAUAAUGAGGGAAUUUCUAGAACUGACAGAACAAAGCCAAAAUUUAAAGAUUCAAUUUCAGCACUUACAGGCCAGUGAAACCAAAAGAAACACCAGUCGUACAAGUACAGCGGCAGAUCUGUUCCAAUCCAAGCAACAUAUAUUCACCUAUCAGCAGCAACUGGAAGAGCAGGGACAGAGGCUAAAACACUACCAAAAAGAGAACGAGGGGCUCCAAUUCCAGAUUGUGGCUCUGCAAGAGGAAAUUAAAAAUAUGCAGCAGGUACACCAUAAGGAACUUGAAGCCUCAUAUGAGAAAAAGUUAACUGAAAAAGACCUGACUGUCAAUGGCUUAAAAUCUGCAUUGAUCGAUGAGGAAAAGAAAUCAUUUCAGUUACAGGAAAGAAUCGCUGGUGCUGACCGAUCCUUAGAUGAAUUGAGAGAGCAGUUAACACUUAAGAGCCAAGAAAUAAGCAGUCUUACUGAAGAACUAAACCAUUCAAAGCAAAAGGAAAGAAGGUCUUCGGAGGAAAUUAAGCAGUUAAUGGGUACUGUGGAAGACCUUCAGAAAAAACAUCACAAAGGCACUCAAUCGGAGGCAGACAUUAUUCAUCGCAUGGAACUGGAAACACAAAGAAAACUGGAACAGCUUCAGGCAGAGCUAGAUGAAAUGUACGGGCAGCAGAUUGUACAGAUGAAGCAGGAGCUUUUCAAGCAACAUACACUGGAGAUUGAGAAGCUUGUAGCCGAGCACAAAGCUGUGGUGGACAACCUCUCUAACCAAACAGAAACCAAUGCACAAAUCCAUUCACUUUCUACCGCGAUCGGUGAAUUAAAUUCACAGCUACAGCAUUCUAACGAACAGAGAACUAAAAUGAAGGAAGACUUCGAUCAGAAACUUGAAGCUGUAUCUUCCGAAAAGACGCUCCUACAAAGGCAAAUAGAAGAUUUGCUACAGGACCUAAGCUUUGCAAGGGAGCAGAUUCAUAGAGCAAAGCAGAGCAUUAGUGAGAAGGAUAGCAAGCUUAAUGAAACCAGCAGUUUACACAUCACAAUCGAAAAUCUCAGAGCAGAGCUGGCAUCUGCAACUGAAUUUACCAAAGAGAUGGAAAUAAAGCACGAAGCUGAAGUUACUAAUUACAAGAUUAAGCUUGAAAUGCUAGAGAGGGAGAAGGAUGCAGUUUUGGACAGGAUGGCUGAAUCUCAGGAAGCUGAGCUGGAGAAGCUAAGAACACAUUUUCUGUUCAGUCAAGAAGAUGAUAUGUCCAAACUAAGAGAAGAUUUAACUCGAGAACACAGGACAAACAUUGAGAAUCUUAAAGAUAAUUUAGAAGUACAGUAUAAUCAGCAAAUCGACCAGUUGCAACAUGAGAUGGGUCAGACCAUCCGUGACCUUCAAUCAGAAAAAGAUAACUUAAUAACUGCACAAAAUUGUUUAACAAUGGAAAUUUCAAAACUGACGGACUUGCUACAAUCUGUUAACGAUCCAAAAUCUGAGGCCAUGAUGGCUCGGAUUAAUGAACUCCAAACAGAGUUGGACUUUCUAAGGAAAGAAAGAGAAAAGGGUUCUGUAGAACAAGACGUUGAAGAACUGCAGCGUAGAAUUACAUUUCUGGAAAAUGAACUAGAAGAUAAAAAUACGCUUAUUGAUAGGGUUGCAGCUCUGGAAAGUGACAACACACUUCUUAAAGAUGAAAAUAAUGCAUUGCAAAAUUCCUUGAAAAAAGUCAACAUUGAUGGUCACGAAAGAGGUUUAGUUGAUAGAACAGACUCUGAUUAUCAUGUCUUGAAAAAAGAAAUUGAAAUCCUCACAGCAGAAAAUAAAAGACUUGGGAAUCUAGAACUCCAGUUGAGAAAUGAAAUUGAAAGACAGAAGAACACAUUUUCAUUUGCAGAAAAGAAUUUUGAUGUAAACUACCAGGAAUUGAAAGAGGAGUAUGCCUGCCUUUUAAAUAUUAAAAAUCAAUUAGAAAACAAUAAAAUUAAACAAGAAGAAGAAUACCAAGUAAAACUUUGUGUUCUUAAUGAUGAAUUAUCGAAGUUCAAAGGUAAUUCUUUAGAAUCAAAUGAGCUUUCCAUUAACAGUUUGCCCAAACUGAUAAAAGCAGAUACCCUUGAAGGUAUGGACAUUGUUGAGAAAGAUACAAUAGAACUAAUGGAAAAACUUGAGCUUGCCCAGCGAGAUAAAGAAGAACUGUCUUUGAAGGUGUGUGAUCUAUCUGAACAGUUACAAUUUAAACAAAAUGAAAUUAAUAAAUUGAAAGACCAAUUGAAAUCCCUACACCAAGAAAGAGAUCAUGUGUUGUCUGAGGGUCAAAAACUGGAUCAUGUAAUAAGCACAAGGAAUGUAAACCCUGUUCAGGAUUUCACAGAACAUCCUGUAGAGACAGACGCUUUAAUGUCUGUGAGCGACACACCCAAUAAAGACAAAAGAACAUUAAACAAAAUGGAAGAAUGUGAGAAAAAUGUUCACCGAAAUAACUGUGCACCAUAUUUGUUGCCGGAUAUUGGUGAACUGCAACAAGAAAAUAAAAAUGCUUUUGAAAUUUUGUCCGACUCAACAUCUAGGGUUAAGCAUGAAUCAGUGCUUUUGAGAAACGCACAACAGGAACAAUACCACCUUCAAACCCAGAUCGCUGCACUACAGCAGGAGCUGGCUGAUAUGACACUACAACUGGAAGCACAGCGCAUUACCCUGAAUGAGAUUCACAUAGCUCGCUUGAAACUGCUUUCUGAAAACCUCCAAAGAGAAAAGGAGCAAGAGCUCUGCAAGCUUAAAGAGGAGAUGCUCAGGAUUCAAGAGGUAAAGCUAGAAGAGCUGCAGGAUGUACAUCAACGGAAUCUACAAUCACUCCAGUUAGAACACCCUGAGAAUGUAACAGGCAGUGACAUUGGAUCUUGUCGUGUUCUAAUAGAAAUGUUAAUGAAGAGGAUCCGUGAUGAACAAAAUCAUAUUAAUGAGUGCUUUAAUCAAAAACAUCUUGAAAACCAGAAAAAAGCUAAUGAAACUGAACAUGAGGGGGCAGAGCGGCUGCAGGACUCUUCAGGUGGAUCAGUUGAACAACAACACUUAACUGAAGUACAAUCAAAUCUAGCAACACUUCUGGACUCAUUUUUGGAAGAAUAUAGGCGUGUGACUGCACUCUACAACUCGCUUGAAGAGACUCACAGUCGUCCUAUGAGUGCAGAUGCACCGGAAUCCAAUACCUUAAGGCACAUUCCGAUUCCGUCCCAUUCUUCAGCACCACACAGUACUGAUGAUAGUAAAAUACUGGAUGUCGCCUCGUCUCGGUCUGAGGAGGCUGAGAAGCUGAAGAAUGCGUUUAGCCUGCAAAGGACGCAGCUCGAAGACAAGCACUCUCAAGAAAUUGAGCACCUCCGCUUCUAUUUCCAACAGCAGCUGAAAGAACGUGAGGAACGCUACACUACUGAGAUAAUACAUUUGCAAGAGCAACUUCACAGUGUUAACCAGACCUCUCUAGAUUUCAGGGUACUGUCUGAAAGCCAGCUGGUAGUCGAGCUGGGCUCCCAUGAAGCUGAAAUGUUUAAAAGUGUCUUGGCCCCAGUUACUGAAGAGUUAAAGAUGGCAUUUUCUGGCCCCAUUUACCAACAGUUACAUAUUCUGAGACAAGCUUUAUACGGGCGUUAUGUAGAUGAAGUAAAUGCACUGAAAAAACAGCAUGAAGCAGAAUUGGAUCGUCUGAAAGCAGAUCUGACGGAGAAAUAUUCCCUGGAGAAUGCAAGUUUAAAAAAGGAGAUCACGCAACUGAAGCAGGCCAAGAAAGACAUUUUGUAUGAAACCUUUGGGGAACUUUCACUGUAUCAGCUUAGUAAUAAUGAGGAACAAAAACACUCCGAUAUAAACCAGCUAAUGGAGGAACGUUACCGUGAAAGGAUAGAGGAAGAAAUAGCAAGAGUUAUUGUCGAGAUGACCAUAGGAUUUGCUCAGAAGACUGAACUUGCAAGAUUGGCUACAUUAAAGAAUGGUGAAAGUGAAAUAUCAUGUGAAUGUGCUGUGGAAAACAGUGACAAGCUACAGGUUAAACAGGAUAAUGACAACGAUGAUGGUAAAACAGAAAAUCUGCAAUCCGUAGAAUUACCGGCAUACGCACAGUCCGUAGAAUCUCAGACCUUGGCAGCCAGUGAUGUAAAGAAUGGUGAUACAGAAGUUCAAUCUGUAAUUGCAGAACAGACCAAUGAGCAGAGCCCAAUACACCAGGAUGCCACAGCAACAACAGAAAUGCUUCCCACAGAGAAAACAGUUGUUCUCAACGAACAGGAUUACAACCAGAUGGUUGCAAUGGGUGCAGAAAGUGCCAAGCUGAGACUAUUGUAUGAGGAGCGUGUUGAAGACAUGAGACAAGAAUUGGUGAGGCUUGAACAGGAACGUCAGCAGGCAAUCGAGGCUCUGAGACUUGCUCACGCUGCACAGUUGGAGAGGCAAAUGUACGACCAAGAGCAACUCCUCACAGAACUUCAUACAGUUAGAGCACAGCUAGCUGAUAACGUGCUGGUGUUUAGUGAAAACCAGGACACAGAGAGGGAGAGAAUGUUGUUGGAAACAUUAAAGCAAACAUGUCCGGAGACCAGAGGAAAACAAGAUUUUACUCAGCAGGAUAACAGCUCUCAGACAGAGCAUGAACCUGUCAAGGAGGUGGAGAACGAGGAAGAAAUGCAGGAGGGUGGAGAAGAAAAUGAGGAGAGUAGAGACUCCCUAGUGAGUGACCCCAUCUGUGACAGGAACACCUUGAAAAGAGCAAAUAAACAUUUGUUAAAGAUUCUUCUUGAAAUUGCAAAGACAACUGGUGCCGUUGAGGAGACCAUAGGGCGACAUGUUGUUGGACUUCUUGACAAGUCAGGAAGACGCCAGUCUCUUUCUAAAGGGCUGGUUUGGAGCCCUGACCCAGUGUGUGCUGGGGAUGUUCCUCUCACAGGUUCUGUGAGUGACUUUGCUGAAGAGAAGAUUACACCCAUCUGGUCGGGAGAGGAGGUCUCUGAAUUAUCCCAGCAACUCACAGGAGAAGAAUUUGUGGGAAUAGAUAUAAAUCCUGAAGAUGAAGGUUGCAUGCUUAAUAUUGUCACUCGACUCCAAGGAGCUGUAGAAAAACUGUUAGAGGUCAUCAAUGAUACUAGCAACCAGCUAGAACAUGCCAAGGCUGCACAGACUGAGUUGGUGCGGGAAUCCAUCAAAAGGAAGCAGGAGACUUCUGAGCUGCUCAAAAUACAAGAUGAGCUUCAAGAAAGACUCAAUGAGGAGGCCAAAGCCAGAGAACACCUGGCUUUGGAACUCAGUAAAGCAGAAGGCCUUCUCGAUGGAUACACAGAUGAAAGAGUCUUUCUUGAAAAGCAAAUGCAGGAAAAAAAUGAUCUUAUCCAGCACCUUGAACAGGAGCUGCAAAGUACAGGUAACAGGUUGCAGGAAUUUGAACAGGAGCGGCAACAGAUACAGGAGGAAAGGGAGCUGCUCUCCCGACAGAAAAAUGCAUUAAAGGCUGAUGCAGCACCUGCAGAGCAACGGUUAGUAGAAGCUGCAGUCGUUGCAGCUCCCAAAGAAGAGCUGCUAGAGGAGGCAGAGAAGCUCUUGAAGGAAAAAAUUGAAGUUCAGCGCCAGGCUGAAAAGGACUCUGGUGACUUCCACAAGCAAGUGAAAGUCCUCGAGAUAGAGCUGGAGGAACAGGUGACUCGCUUUACAGAAUUGGAGCAGGAAAAAAAUGCUGACCUGGAGGACCUACGCCAAAAAAACCUUGCUCUCGAAAAACAGCUUGAGAAAACACGCAAAUUUUUAGAUGAACAAGCAGUAGAUCGGGAACAUGAAAGAGAUGUAUUUCAACAGGAAAUUCAGAAACUUGAGCAGCAGCUUAAAAUGCCGCAAAGGUACCAGCCAACUAAUGAUCAACAAAGCAACCAGGUGGAAACACUUGAAAAUAAUCUUAAGGAAAAAACUGACAAAUGUAGCGAACUUCUUCUAUCCAAAGAGCAGCUCCAACGGGAUGUCCAGGAAAGAAAUGAAGAGAUUGAAAAGCUCGAGUGCAGGAUUCGAGAACUUGAGCAGGCCCUGCUUAUUAGCACAGACAGUAUACAGAAGGUCGAGGACAGACGAGCAUCUCUAAUCAAGGUAGUCAAAGGAGAAAUGCCUCUGGAAGCCCAACUUCAAGUGGAGCGAGAAGCAAUGGACAGAAAAGAAAAUGAGAUUACCAAUUUGGAAGAGCAGUUGGAACAGUUCAGAGAAGAGCUAGAGAAUAAAAUUGAAGAGGUCCAGCAGCUCCAUAUGCAGCUAGAGAUCCAGAGGAAGGAGUCCGCAACCCAAAUCCACGGAUUGGAACAGGAGAAUAAAACACUAAAGGAUGAAUGUGAAAAUUUACAGCUUGAUCUUCAAGGUGAUUCCACUUUAAAAACCCAUCUUUUAAAAGGGGAGAAAUAUGAAGAACAGCUUCUGUUGAAAGACCAGGAAAUAGAUCAGCUGAACGAACAGAUUGUCAAACUACAGACACAACUUAAAGCAGCAACUGAUAACAAGGUAAUUGAAGAGAAAAACGAACAAAUUAAAGAAUACAAGAGCCAAAUAAAAUGUUUAAGAAGCGACCAGGAGCGUUUGAAGAAGAAUAGCGAGGAGGAGAUAGAAAAGCUUAAUGAAGUCAUAGAUAAACUUCAAGAGGAACUAGCGAGCAUAGAACAGAAAGUGUCUGCUGAUAUUGCCAGCAUGACAGAGGACGGAUAUAACAGCAGGCAUCAACUCGACGACUUGUUGGCAGAAAAAGAGAUUUUACAACAAGGCAUUGCACUGGGUGAAACAGAAUUAAACCUUACAAGGGCUGCACACGUAGAAAGAAAAGCUGAAGAUUUAGAAAACCUGAGAAACACCAAGGGUAACGUUGAAAAGGAGACACGUUGGGAAAGUAACUGUGCCAGUAAUUUAGAGUUGGAGAUGCAAGCAGUAUUAAAACCCUUAGCAAAUCCUUCAUAUCCAUAUCUACAGGACAUGGAAUUACAGUUGCAGGAGUUAAAACAAAUUAUUAAAGAAAAGGAUUCUGAACUUUUACAGUAUUCGGAUCAGGUGAAGGAACUGAAAGAGCAAGUCCAGAUCAUCGAACAUUUAAAUGGUGUUAUACAGAACCUUCAGGUGAAAUUAAAAGAACAGAACAUUUCUCUAGAAUCCUCCAGCAAGACCGAGGACGCAGAGAGUUCUAAACACCACCUUGAAACUGUGAGGGCAGAAAAAACUCUAGCUGCAAAAGUUGAUUUUGAUGACACUAUGGCGACUGUCUCAAAGACUGAUCUUGAGGCAACCAAAUCAGAAUUACAUUUAUUGAGAGAAGAGUUGAAGAAAUUAAAAGAAAGGACGGAAGUUACAGUGUUAGGAAAUGUGUCUUCAAGUAAAAAUCAGGGGAUAGUGGCAGAACAUACUGAAGCCAAAUUUGAUAAGCCAGAGGAAGCGUUAAGAGCAAAGACGGCACAGCACUUGGCAAAUGAAGCAUUACUUGAGUCUGUUCAGGAAACCGCACAGGGUGCAAUGAACAACAUGGAGUCUCAACUGCAGAAACUUCAGGGAAUUAUUAAACAGAAGGAUUCAGAACUGGCACAGCAUGCAAACCAAACCACAACCCUGGAGAAGCAAGUCCAAGAAAUCGAGCAGCUGAAUAAUAUCAUACGGACACUCCAGAAAGAUAUGGCAGAAAUAGAGCAGAGGGUUUCUGUGGAGUUUGAUAAGAAGAUGGAAAGUUUGCAAGCUGAAAAUGAAUUAUUAAAGCAGAAGGCUGUGACAAAUGAAGAAGCUGCUACUCGGGCAAGGGCUGAACUGGAAAAGACACAAACUGAAGUGAAGGUGUUGAAAGACAAAGUCCAAAAUCUGUUAACAACACAAGAAAAUAAUACAACCGUGCAAGAAUGUUUGACUAUAUGCAGCAAUGAUGGGCUUAUUUCUGCAGAUAUCAAAGCCAAUUUGGAGAACUUGGAGGAUGCCCUUAGAGAGAAAACCGCUCAGCUAUUAGCCAGUCAAGCUCUGUACACAUCCAUGCAGGAGUCUAUGCAGAGUGUGAUAAACAACAUGGAGUCUCAGUUACAAGAAUUUAAGAUGAUUAUUCAAGUAAAGGACUCAGAGUUCCUCCAACUUGAGGGUCAAAAAGAGUUGCUUAAUAAACAGACAGAGGAUAUCAAACAGCUGAAUACAGCAAUAGAGAUCCUACAGAAGGAAUUGUCUCAGGCAAGAGUGAAAGACAAUGUCCAACCUUUAAGAGUGACACAGGAUAUAGAAUGUAGCAAUCAGUAUUCAAGAACUUUGAUGCCAAACCACCAGGAUUCUAGGUUGAACAAUGAGGAGGUGAAUCUAGCAAUGCUAGAGUUGGAGGAGACAAAAGCAAAAGUAAAUGUGUUGAAAGAAGAGUUAGAAAAACUCAGAACUGCUAGAGAAAAUGCACUUGACUGUACAUCUGUUGGGCCUGUGAUGUCCAGUGUAGAAAGUAGAACCAAUGAUGGUAUUGAAAUUCAGGAAAACUUAGAGCAAAAGACAGAAUUACUCUUAACUAACCAAGCUUGGCAAACUACUAUAAACUCUAUGGAGGCUGAGUUACAAGAGCUUCAGAAAGUUAUUGCGGAGAAGGAUCUUGAGCUUCUGCAGUAUUCAAGUGAAAUAGAGUUGCUCAAAGAGCAGGUGAAGACUGAAGGUGAUCAGCAUGGUCAGAUCAUGUCAGCCAUGGAAGAUACGCUCAGGGAAAAAGUGGCUGCAGCUCUGGUGAGUGAAGCUCAAAUAAAGGCCAUUCAAGUGCACACCAAACAGAUGCAACGGUCUGACACUUCUUCCAUUCAUGACGAAGAGUCUAAAGCAACUCAGACCUCAAUGUCCACACUGACAGAAGGGGAAGAAGCCGAGUCAAAGUUAUCUGCACUCUCUUUGAGGUUACUACAGCUUGAGAAGCAGCUUGCAGACCUUCAUGAACAGUUACAAGUAGAAAGAGAGCAAGUGAUUGCUGCAAAUGAACUGGCUGCUGAGAAAGAAAGAAAGCUACGUGAACUGCAAACUGUCCUGGAGAGCACCACUGGAAAACGUGAGAGUGUAUGUACUGGAUCUCCCAGUGAGAGGGAAGGGGCUGUAACAUCACAGGGCAAUGUUAUGGGUGACCUGGAACAAGAACUCCAAAGGAUUAAAGCUGAGACAACAGCCACCAAAGAAGAACUGUGUCACUACCGAGAGGUGGCAGAAAAGCUCCAAGAGGAACUCCUGGUGAAGGAAACCAAUGUAGCUCAUUUAGAAGAAGAUCUUAAAAACAUGAAGAAAUGCCUCUCUGAGGCAGAGGAUAAGCUUGCGUGUUUCAUGAAGAGGGAAGAGCAGCUUGCAGAAGAGAAAAAGCAGUCACUGGAUGUCCUCGAUGGGGUAGGAGUCCUGGCACAGGCUGCUUUUGACAUGACAUCCUCUUCAUCACAAACUGACAGAGCUUCAAGUGUGAACAACAGUAACCAGACUCCACCUGUCCACCUUGUCGAUAUGGGAAUCCAGAAUGAGCUAGAGACCACACAGCUGAACAGCGUGUCCGAUGAAGUUAGAGAAAUGGUAGAACAGUACACAGAAAAAAUUGGUCAAAUGCAGGAUCUCCACGCUGCCGAAAUUCUUGAUAUGGAAGCCAGGCAUAUUGCCGAAGCAGAUUCCUUGAGGAGGGAGCAGUAUGUUGCUGUGCAGACGCUGACUAAGGAGUGUGAAUCUUUGAAAUCAGUGAUUGGAGCUCUGAAAGCUGGAAGGACAAUCCCGGAUGCCGCACUCUCUGAUUCUUACCAGUUCACAGAUGGAGCCUCUAGUGACACGGGCUCGGACUGGAGCCAAGGAAUCUAUGCUACCAAUAGCUUUGUUUCGGCCCCCGAUGGAAUAAGAGGCGAUGAUGAAGUUCUGACAGAUUUACUUCCAAACAAGAUAAAGAACCUUCUGAGGGCCGUACAUAAAGAAGGAAUUCAAGUAUUGUCACUAACAGAAUCUGCUAUUUCGGAACCAAAUCUUCAGUCACUCGGCGCAAGCUCAGAAUCUUGGAUGGAAGAAAGAAAGUCUUUAAUAGAAACCAUUAGAUGCCUGAAAAACCUGAUUGGGAAAAUGCAGAAUGAAGAGAAAUCGGAGCUUGAGGAGGGUUCAGAAUUUCCAGAUUGUUCCCCAGAUUGGCGUGGGGAGCUCCUGUGUGCUAUACAGGAUGUGUUCUGCAGGGAGCAAGAUGUUUUAAUGGCUGCUUUUCACACUCAGCUUGAUACCUUGGGCUCCUGUGAUGCAGCCACACUGGUAACCCAAAUGGAACACCGGCUCCAGGAACUGGGAAUGGAACAGAUAAACUCAAUGGACUGUAUACAGAAUGCUGACAGGCGCAGUCUGCUUCUAGAGAUUCAGGAUUUGCGCUCUGAGCUCUGCAGCAUACAGAAUAAUGGAGCAACGGACCAACCAUUCCAUUUACAUAUUGCAGGAGAUGUAUUUACUAACCGUGUACAGCAGGAUCAGCCUCAGCAAGCACAACACACCCACUCACAGCUCAACAGUUUGAAAGCAAAAGCUGCUGAACUACAGGAACAGCUUAAUUCUGAGAGAGCCCUGGUAGCCAAAAUUAAUAAUGAACUUGCACAAACCAAGAUAGAACUUGAAUCUACGCUGAAACAGCAGCACAAGCACUUUAAAGAACUAGAGUCUCUCAGAAUUGAACUCAAGCAGCGAACAGAUGAACUGGAUGGUGUAAAUGAUGCAUUGACAAGUGAACAGAAAAAGACCAGAGAGUUACAGUGGGUCUUGGAGAAAGAAAAGACCAAAGUAGAGCGCAGUGAGGAACGAGAGAAAGAGGAACUAGAAGACCUGAAAAUGUUAGUUGAAGACCAAAAACUGAAGAAUAUGGAGCUAAGUAAGCUCAUAGAAACUGAAACACAGGCGGUGAAGGAUCUCCAAGAACGAAUCGCAUCCAUGGAAUUAACCCAUAAUACAGAACUCUCCCAAGAGAGAAACAAAUUUUUAGAACUUCAGACCGUCUUUGAAGUAGAAAAAACACGUUCUAGUGAGUUGGCAAAUGCCUUGCAAUGUAAAAGAGAGAUGGAUUUGCAGAUACAACUUUGUGAGCAAAAUGGGCAAAAUCCUCCACUCAACCCAGCUGAAGACUUGCUAAAAGAGCUCAACGCUCAGCUGGAAAACAAACAUAAACGUAUAGUAGAGUUAAUGAGUGAGAUGGAGAGCUCCAAGCUGGAGUGUGUGCAACUAAGAAAAAGCAUGGAGGAGGCAAGCAAAAACCAUCAGAGAGAGAUGCAGGCCGAACAAGACGCUGCUAGAGUGGCACACGAACAGGCAGAGGAGUUAAAGUCCAAGGUGGAAGAUCUUCAGCAUAGGCUCAUGGAGAAUGUGUUGGAGAUGCAGAAACUUCAGGCAGACAAGACCUAUUUGAAGGAAACAAUCCAAGAGCUUCAAAAGAAUGGUCAUGAAGUAAUUGAUGGACCAGUAACUGAAAGAAGAGAGUUGGGGGAUAAUACUGAAAGGAAAGGUCUCAUUGACCAAUGUAGAACACGUUCUCAAAAUGAAAAAGGAGGAGGAGACGCACAAGAAGCAGGUUCCAUCUCCCUCAGUCCAGUUAAUGGUGACCAGUUUUCUGGAGGGUCUUCAGUCAGUAUAGAAAGUAUUCAGAGAAGGUUACAACAAGUGUCCAGUAAACUCAAACAGCUGGCCACCAAAGCCAGCCAAAGGAUAUUAUUUGACGAGGCAGACAAUGAGGACUUUGUCUUGUCACAGAACAUCUUGCAGGAGGUCAGAUCUCAUCUUGAACUAGUAGCAGUAAUGUCACUUCAAGAAAAGAAUUUAGUGAUUCCUGGUACACCAACAAACACUCUUACAGAGAGAUUGCUGACACAAAAUGCUGAGCUUACAGGGUAUGUAAGCAGAUUAACAGAAGAAAAAAAUGAUCUCCGCAAUGCCGUACUCAGGCUGGAAGGUGAAGUCACUCGCCACCGUUUGACAGGAGCAUCUGGUGACCAUUCUUACAGACCAUCUGUGGACAAUGCAGUGAACGUGGAUUCAGUCAUAGCAUCUGAAAGAGAACUAUGGAACAAGGAGAAAGUUCAACUUCAGAAAUCUCUGAAACAUUGCGAAGCUGAGCUGUCCAAAGUGAAGGCUGAGCUAAGGAGCGAAGCUGCUCAUAGGGAUUUGGGGCGCGAGUCGGAAAAUUCAGCACUUAAAAGAAUCUAUGGGAAAUACCUCCGCUCCGAGAGUUUUAGGAAAGCCCUGGUGUAUCAGAAGAAAUACCUGCUGUUAUUGCUUGGAGGUUUUCAGGAAUGUGAAGAGGCUACUCUAACCCUAAUUGCACGGAUGGGUGGCCGACCUAGCUACACAGAUUUAGCUAUCAUUACUAAUCAUACAAGAGCCUUCACACGAUUCCGAUCUGCUGUUAGAGUGUCCAUAGCCAUUUCAAGGAUGAAAUUCUUAGUCCGUCGGUGGCAGAGAGCAACUGGAUCCAGUAUAAACCGAAAUGGAUUUGGACAGAGCUCGGGUAACGAGCUGAGAACAGACUCUCCGUACCUCCCCAGUGGCAGUCUGGAGCACUAUGGGGACCCCAGGCAUUCAUCCUGCCGAUCUCGAUCAGGCUUCGACUCACCGCAGUCCACUGUGAACUCUCAGCAUAGGUAUAUGGGCGGCUCAUCUGAGAUAAGUCCAUGCUCUCACAUCCAACACUACGACCCUGACAGAGCAUUAACAGAUUACAUCACUCGUCUAGAGGCGCUGCAGAAGAGGCUAGGAAGUGUGCAGUCAGGUUCAACUGUAAAUAAUACGACACACUACGGUAUACGAAGAUAAUACCCUUGCAAUACUUGAAUUGCCUUCCCUGUGCUGCUUCCGUA
Pelobates fuscus (common spadefoot toad) is the source of this 13551-nucleotide messenger RNA. It is a transcript of the gene AKAP9, whose product is annotated as A-kinase anchoring protein 9. The transcript has 51 exons. The coding region runs from base 71 to 13507 and encodes 4478 amino acids. Gene Ontology annotation, cellular component: Golgi stack; synaptic membrane; cis-Golgi network. Gene Ontology annotation, molecular function: molecular adaptor activity; DNA binding; protein kinase A regulatory subunit binding. Lineage: Eukaryota; Metazoa; Chordata; Amphibia; Anura; Pelobatidae. The record is from RefSeq and is a predicted model, not a curated record. Gene Ontology annotation, biological process: positive regulation of peptidyl-serine phosphorylation; signal transduction; regulation of Golgi organization.